AUUUCCAAAAUUUUGUUUCCGGAAACAACUUUCUUAUUCCACAAUUCCUGACUCUCAAACGUUACCUAGUGGAAUAAGGGGAACUCCCUCCUUUCCUCUUAUUUUUCGGUCUCUUCUUGGUGAAGGCUAUGAGCAGCCCAUCCUCUACGUUUCCUAUAGGUGAUGCUCCUUGGAGAAGGCUCACGUGAUCCAACUUGUUCCUUUGCCUCAUCCUCCUAAGCCUUGAAGCCCAGCUCGUGGAAUGGUGAAAUCUUGAUCCGUUGAAGAUUCUAGAAAGCGUGUUGCAGAGGUGAAUCUCGGAUUCAAGAGGACCACACCACUUUCAGAGCAUGCAGCUGAUAAGACUGUGGUUGGUAGGGGUUCCAAGGAGCGGAAACCUCUUCUAUAGAUAAGGAAUGCCCAAUUUGUCAAGAAAGUAUGGGAAUGUUGAUGGGAUCAUGUUCAAAGAAUUGAACAGAUAUUGAGGGUUGUACAGGAAGCACAAAAUCUGACUAAGGUGAUAGAACUUGGUGGGUAUAUGCUUGGGUGGGUUGCCCAAAAAUGGAGGCCCCUUGUUUUUCAUGGUGAUUUGUUUUCAGUUAAAGAAAAUGGGCAUUGAAAUUGCAACAAAAAGAAAAACAAACUACGUAUUUACAAGAACUAACAAUCACUAAAAGUCUAAAAGUAUUAAAACAAAAUGUAGAUAUCAAGUUGUGUUGUUUAUGAUGAUUAAGAAACUGGCAAUAGUAUAAAUCUGUGAAAAUUCCAAAGUUGUAUAAGAAAGAGAAAAUGCAUACUACUUUUCAUGCGGACUAGAUAUGUUCCUUAUAUGUUGAUCCUCUAAGGACCUCCGUGUAUGCAUGCUAGUCUCGCGUAUCGUUGGCAUGUUGAGUUUCAAUUUUGUGCUAUAAAAUUCUUUAUUUCAUCUUUGUACUGAUAGGACAGUAGCUGUCCAUAAAUAAUUAGAAACACUACUUUGAAGAGAUACUCUUUCCAGCCGUGGGUAUACAAAGGUAUGCAUUUGAGGUUUAACACGAUCUUCUUCUUCAUAGAUUGUUAAUGCAAGUGGCAGAAAUCUCAAUAUUAAGAUGCAUGAACAAGAAAGAAGUGGUAGCACGUGAAAUUGCUGAAAGUCAUGCUAUGGCCUUUAACAGCAGUGGAGAACUUACAUGUACAGGGUCCUUAUGGAUUUUAAAAGCAAGAAAAGAAACAUCACAGCUUAGUUGGUUGUGAUGCAUUUAUCCCUAGUUGCCACGAGAGAGAGAGAAAGUGAGAGAGAGUACCUCGCCGAUGGAGGCCUGCAGGUAUGGAGACAGACAGGAGGGGAGAGUGAAAGAGAUGAUGCUUUAACGGGCAAAAGAUAUAUUCCCAGUAACUGAGGAUGUUCAACGAAUCAGGCCCAUGUCCAAACAGGCAUCCGUCCAUGUAAGCAUGUUGACACGAAUACGACACUUUCUCAAGUGCACCUGUGUAUCAUAGCUGUCCUCCAUUAAGCAACUCACUUGGUCUGUGUAACAGUUUUUUCAUACCACGACCAAUUUGAUGGAUACGGUGCGAAUGUUCUAUAAGGUGUUUGUGCUCUCCUAUGUUGACAGGAAAACAUGUGCCUUUUGUUUUUGGCAAAUUUAGGUCUAGACAUUUCAUCCAACUUUUUGGAAUAUUAAUGCCGGUUUGCAAUGCUGGUCCAUGUUGGGGAGGUUCAUUAUUAUGCCCAUGUGGAUUGCUGAGAUAGAAGGAAGAACUAUCAGAACUAGAUCCCUGGAAUCAUCAAUGUAGGGGGUCUAACUUCGUACACAAUGCAUUGUGCUUUCUUAUCCACCUCAAUCUGCUGAUACCACAGGUGGACCAAGUCCUUGCUGUAAGAGGACAAUUUUUCAGUACAAGUUUAAGUUGCCCUGUCUCAGUUUCCAUUUCAAAAAGGCUUUCCAUAAUCCCAAAAGGAAAUUGUAGUUAACAAUUCAUAAUCAAUAUGCUAAAACUAUUGCCUAGAUGUUGAUUUGCUAAAGCUUAAUCAUUCAAAUCUUCACUAUUGUAGAGUUCGUGCUUAUAGAUCUGCAGUUUUGUGAGAAGUAGAAAAUUUUAGGUCUUUGCUUAUUUGCCACAUUAACAAGAACAUCUCAGUUGGUACUGCAGGACAACCAACAGUAAGUUUUUUGGUCCAUUUUAACAUUUUCCCUGUUGCAGCGAACAGGUGAAAAGGAUUCCUGGAAUUAAUAUUCUGGGCUACCAUAUACAUGCCCAAACUAGGAUUUUGAAUUGUUUUCCCUCUUCCAGCUAUACCAGAAUUACAAGCACAGAACCUCAAGUUAUGGGUUUUUGAGAAUGGUAUAUUGGUUGUUAAGCAGGAAUGAGGCCACAGACUCCUUGGAGCUCAAUUUUCAUAAUCUUCAGAAUAUGCUCAGAACUUGUUUGUGAAUGUUUUUGGUUCUCAAGCGAGAGAUUUGUGUUCGGUUCUAACUAGUCUUGCUAAUUUUGGUGUUUCAGUCUUUUUUUUUUUUCUUCCAAGUGCAUCUAAUGAGAUUUCUGAUUUUGAAUCGACUAGUUAUUUUGCUGGUUGUCCUAGAGAUUUGCAUCUCAUACUUUCGUUGAUACUAUCAUUGUGUAUUAGGAAAUGCAAAUAAAAUGGUGGUUUGACUUUGACUUCACCCUAUAGCGAGGGGAGAGAGGGAAAUAUAUUUCCUGGUUUCAGAAUUCCAUUCAGUCAGUGGAAACAAUAUUUGAACUUGUUUUUUUAAAUUCUGAGAUUUUCCAAACACCUUUCCAGUAAAGAAAAUGAAUUAAGUUUUUCAAAAACAUGGACAGUGGAUCCAGGAAAAUGUAAUGAAACAGGCCCUACGUGUUGCCAUCUUUUGGAAAAUCUGAACUUUGAUAUUUUGGAAAGCGGACUUCCUGUUUAUGGAAACAUGGUUUCCCUAUUGAAAAUACAUAGUUUUGCUCUUCUAGAUUGAGCUUUUGGGGCUUUGAUAAGUUUUCUGCCAUGAUAUAACUUUAACCAUUGCCAUAAAUAUUGUUCUCGGGAAAAUAUCAGCAAGGCAUUUCUCGGGUACUUUUUAGCAAAUUUGUUUUUCUCUGGAAAGUUUUGGGAAAAAUCUUGGCAAAUUUUAAGGAAAUAAAAAAACCUAAAAAUUAGAUUAAACAAAUUAAGCAAAUGAGAAAAUAAUAAGAAAGCGAACAAUUGUCAAAAAUCACAAAAAAAUCGCCAGAUAUUCAUUUUUGCUGGGAUUUUCAAAAUUUAGUGGGAUUUUCCCGAUAUUUUCAUUUUACUUGUUUUUCUUGUAAAUAUAGCAAGAUUUUCAAAAAUCUCGUGAUAUCUGUGAGAGUGGCUUUAACUUCUUAUCUGAUUCUGAUCCUCUCUUGAUUUUCUUUGAGUGUCAUUUUUCUUUCUUUUUUCAUGUGGCUCUGCAAACUUAUUCAUAUGUAGUACAUCAGAUGCUAUGAUGUAAUUGAGCAUGUUUUUUUUUCCUGAGAAAUGUCUGCAUUACUUUUCUGAAAUAUUUAUAACAGGAUUUAGGUGUCUACUUUGGACCUGGAUUUUUUAGAGAUUGACAGAUUUAGAUAUUAUCAUUGUCAAUCGCCUUGUGCAUUUGAAGUUAAGGAUAGCUCUAAAGCAAUGGGAGAUAUUGACAUGAAUGGAAAUGUCAGAAAGAUAGUCUUUGUCACCGUGGGAACAACUUGUUUCGAUGCUUUGGUCAGAGCUGUUGACUCGGAAGAAGUUAGGACAAUAUUAUUGAAUAAAGGCUAUACAGAUCUUCUUAUUCAACUUGGACGUGGAUCAUUUAGGCCUUCUAAGUCUGCAGGAGAGAAUGGCUCUUUGGUGGUUGACUAUUUUACCUUUUCACCUAGUAUUGCAGAUCAUCUGAGGUCAGCAUCCCUUGUUAUCAGUCAUGCAGGAUCAGGAAGCAUAUUUGAGACCUUGCAUUUGGGUAAGCCUCUGAUUGUAGUUGUGAAUGAGGACUUGAUGGAUAAUCAUCAGUGUGAGCUGGCUGAAGAACUAGCAGAGAGAAAACAUCUCCUUUGUGCCAGUCCCCAAACAUUGUACCCAACUCUUGUGAACAUGAACCUUGAUUCAAUCAUACCUUACCCACCAGCAGAUGCAACCCCUGUUGCAAAGAUCCUAACCCGAUUUCUUGGUUUUCCUAGUGACUGAUACAACAAUCAGCCUGCUAGAUCUCCUGGUGAAGAUUACUUCAUCCAUCCAGUAGCGCUUGACCUGAAUUAUUAAACACCAAUAAUUUUGGUUCACGAGCCCAUCACUCUUGAGUAUUUUGUACGCCACAGUUGUAUGGUAUGUCAUUCAUGGUGGAUACGAUUGUCUAACAGAUGACAAAUUUAAAUCCAUUUUGCCUUGUUCUAA
Molecule: messenger RNA, 4333 nt
Organism: Nymphaea colorata (pocket water lily)
Lineage: Eukaryota; Viridiplantae; Streptophyta; Magnoliopsida; Nymphaeales; Nymphaeaceae
Exons: 5
Coding region: 3590-4126 (178 amino acids)
Biological process (GO): dolichol-linked oligosaccharide biosynthetic process
Cellular component (GO): extrinsic component of endoplasmic reticulum membrane; UDP-N-acetylglucosamine transferase complex
Molecular function (GO): hexosyltransferase activity
Source: RefSeq, a predicted model, not a curated record